Tuber aestivum (summer truffle) is the source of this 3632-nucleotide messenger RNA. The record is from the annotation of a GenBank genome assembly. NCBI's taxonomy places the organism in Eukaryota, Fungi, Ascomycota, Pezizomycetes, Pezizales, Tuberaceae.
AUGUUAUCCACCAGGUUUGAGCAGAUACGGGAGGUUGAUGACCUCCAAAAAGCGAUUAAGCACUGCCAAGAGGCGAUUACUGCUACCCCUCAAGAUCAUCCGCGUCGAAGAGACAUGCAUAGGAAUUUGCAAAGAAUGUUUUUUGCGAGGUUUGAGCAGAGAGGGGAGCUUGAUGACCUCCAAAAAGCAAUUAUCCAUACUCAAGAGGCACUGGCUACUAUGCCGAAAGAUCACCCUGAUAAAGCAGCCCACCACACAAAUUUGGGAGGCAUGUUACUCACGAGGUUUGAGAGGAUAGGGGAGCCGGAAGACCCCCAAACCGCGAUUAUGCAUAGCGAAGAGGCUCUGGCGCGUGCACCGAAAGAUCACCGCGAUAGAGCGGUUAGAAAUGGUAACCUGGCGGGCAAGUUGUCCUCCAGGUAUGACCGGAUAGGGGACCUUGAUGGCCUCCAAAAAGCAAUUAUGCAUAGCGAAGAGGCACUGGCUACUAUACCGAAUGAUCACCCCGAUAAAGCAGCCCACCAGGCGAAUUUGGGAACCGUAUUAUGCACGAGGUUCAACCGGAUAGGGGAGCUUGAAGACCUCCGGAAAGCAAUCAUUCAUUGCGAAGAGGCACUUACCUCUACACCUCAAGAUCACCCUAAGAGAGCAGCCCACCACGCGAAUUUGGGAACCGUAUUAUCCACAAGGUUUGCGCAGAUAGGGGAUCUUGAAGACCUCCAAAGAGUCAUUAUGCAUAGCGAAGAGGCACUUGGUGUUACACCGAAAGAUCGCCCCGAUAGAGCAAGUAGACACAGUAACUUGGCGGGCAAGUUGUCCUCGAGGUUUAACCGGACAGGGGAGCUUGAUGACCUCCAGAAUGCAAUUAUGCAUACCGAAGAGGCAUUUGCCACUACACCGAAAGAUCACCCCAGUAGAGCAGACCGCCUCAGUGCUGUGGGAGCCCUGUUGCUCCGGAGGUUUGAGCGAAUAGGGGAGUUUGAUGACCUCGAGAACGCGAUCUUGCAUACCGAAGUGGCACUUAUGGCUACACCUCAGGAUUGCCCCAGUAAAGCAACCCUCCGCGCUAACUUGGGAAGCAUGUUACUGGUGAGGUUUGAGGGGAUAGGCGAUCCCGAGGACCUUCACGAAGCCAUUAAGCACGGCGAAGAUGCACUAGGUGCGACACCCCAAGAUCACCCCCGAGCCGCCACGAUCCACCAGAACCUGGGAGCCAAGUUCUGUAUGAAUUUUAAACGGACAAGAGAUCUUGGUGACCUCCAAAAAGGCAUUGAGCACUGUGACUAUGCAUUAGCAGCUACCCCUAAAGACCAUCCCUCAAGAGCCACUAUACAUUACAGCUUCGGAAACUAAUUGUUUGAGAGGUUUGAGGGUCUUGGAGAACCCGAUGACCUUCGAAAAGCCAUUAGUCAUAGCGAACAUGCACUAGCUCCCACCCCCUCAGACCCUCCUAGCAGAGCUAGGCUUUGCGAUGCCCUGGCUGGACACUUGUGGUCACGGUCCCGGCUCAUGGACUCCAUAGGGGAUUUAAACGAAAGUCUCCGCCUACAUCACGAGGCUUCACAUUCCCCAAUCUCCCCCCCACGCGAGCGGAUCAGGGCGGCUCAUAUCCAAGCUUCCAUACUAUAUCUAAACAGGAGAUUGCAAGAAUCAAGUUCUACAUUCAGGGAUGCUGUCAACUUGAUGCCCAGUGUCAAUCUUGUCGUAAAUCACCGGCACUCCAAUUAAUCACCAGACCAACCUCACACCUCGGCAAAGUUAAGAGAAUCACCGGAACCUUGUCCGGAGGCACUAGAAUCUUCGCUCUUUCAUUUGUCAUGUUUAUACUUGGAUUUAUAAGAGAGGUGGAAUGUUCUGGGGCAUGUUAUGGAUAAAUGUAGAGAAAGGGACGAUUGGAAGUAAAGUCAAGUCAUGGGGCACAUGGUAGAAGAGGAAUCGUUGAUUGGAGGAACCACUGGUUAAAUGCGAUGAUGGGAGAAACUGAGAGAAGAAAAAAGAAUGGGAAAGCGGGGUAUGGCUGAUCACACGAUAUGAAGUGAUGGGAACCAGGGGAGGUUGAGGUGAGAAAUGAAGGAAGUUCCUGGAUGUAUAUAAGGGCGCAGACUUCUCUAUGAAGAGAAAGUAAGGCAGGACAAUCGAGAUCGCAAUACCGAACGGACAAACAGCUUCCAAGUGCGCAGAAAGAUUCAACUCGGUCAUAUUUUAUAAAAAAUCUACGAUUCUUGAAGCGGGACGACCAACAGUACACACUUUUAGAACUUUUCGGGGUAGCACCAAGCGCUGCUUCUACGUCACUUCGGGCUGGGAGAGCGGCAUAUGACAGCCUUAAGCUAUUGGAGCUUGGCCGCGGGAUAAUUACGGGCUUUACAAUCGACUCAAGGUCCGAAGUUUUUGAUCUAGAAACUGAUCAUCUGCAUGAGUACGCCCAAUCUCAUCGCCUCCGAGCUGAGAUUGAAUUGCCACCGGAGGUGACCAACUCCGUAGGAGGGGAAACAUGGGAUCGUGCUGUAUAUAGACGCUGGGAGGCUGUCAAUGAGAUGGAAAUGAUUCUAAAUCGCAUCCGGACGUUUCCUGCCUACGGAGGGUUCCUACUUCCACCCCCCCCUCAGUCUCUGAUGAACAUGGCAAACAAUGGCCCUAUUAUUGUCUUCAACUGCACCCUUUAUGGGAGCGACGCCAUCAUUGUCACUAGCGUAGCUAUAACCUCGUUGGAACUUCCAAAAUUGACAUAUAGUGAAACACGCCACUGGAUGACGCAAUUGGCUAGUUUCGGGGGAGGGGGUUUGAUUAAACAAGGUCAGGACAAUAGGAAAAUGAAAGACCUCGUAAUUUGGCUAUGAAAUGCGGGUGUUGGACCAGUUUUUGACGACCUUGAGCACAGCGCGACCAUUACGGGUAAGGGCGUUUCUAACACUACUUUGAAGCGGAUUUGGUGGAUUGGGGUAGGCCAAUUGAGCAUGGCACCUUUUCCUGCGGCCAGGGACCAUUCGCGAGGGUCAACCCGUAAUACUUUAAGCCGAGCGAUGUCCACCUAUACCCCUACAAUCAAAGCCGUAAGCUACCCGCGUCAGACACAACUCCACUUAUUUGAUGAACCUAGUGCCUUCUUCUCCGGGGAUCGCUCUAAGAAAUCCAGAAUUCUCACCCAACGGAAUCCAUCCUUACUUCCUAUUCUCAUGCCGAAAACACCGGGCCAGCUGCCUCUACCGGGUGUCAACAGAGAAGUUCAAUAUAUAUCUGAUUCAGCUGCCAAAAGUUCAGUUAAGGCCAAAGUACUGAACCGCCCAACCCCAGCCAAAGUCCUCCAUCAGGCCCAGAGCCAUGAAAUUGUCCAUUUCGCCUGUCACGGAAUGUGGGACAUCAACCCUUCCGACAGCCACCUGAUUCUAUUUGCUCCAGAGGGAGAUGCCGCGGAUAAACUGAUGGCUCAAGAUAUAUCCACUAUGGCUGCACAGAACGCACAGAUCGCCUAUCUCUCGGCCUGCUCCGCCGCUAAAAACCCUUCUGCUAAAUUAGCGGACGGGGUCAUACAUCUCGCUAGCGCAUUCCAGCUUGCGGGAUUCAGCCAUACACUUGCAAACUGGUGGGAAACAGAUGACCAGGCUUCUAGUGAAGUGGCAAGAGACUUCUAC